UAAAUACUCUUAUAAAUCUUCCUCUUCUCUAUACUCAUCUCACUAUCUCAGAAACCAAACAAACAUCUCUCAUUCUCUCACUACUUGCUCUUAGUUUUUCAAGUAUGGGUAAAGAUAUAGAACCAAGUCAUGAACAAGGAGGAGGAUAUGCAGCAAAAGAUUACCAUGAUCCACCACCAGCACCAUUUUUUGACAUGGAUGAACUUACGAAAUGGUCAUUUUACAGAGCUUUGAUAGCUGAGUUCAUUGCUACUCUUUUGUUUCUUUACAUUACUGUUUUGACUGUUAUUGGUUACAAGAGCCAAAUUGCUGGUGGUGAUGACUGUGGUGGUGUUGGUAUUCUUGGUAUUGCUUGGGCUUUUGGUGGUAUGAUCUUCGUUCUUGUUUACUGCACUGCUGGUAUCUCUGGAGGACACAUCAACCCAGCAGUAACAUUUGGGUUGUUCUUGGCAAGAAAAGUGUCACUAAUUAGGGCAGUACUCUACAUGGUAGCUCAGUGUUUAGGUGCAAUCUGUGGGGUCGGCCUAGUUAAAGCCUUCCAAAAAUCUUACUACGUUCAAUUCGGUGGUGGAGCCAACGAAUUAAACGAUGGAUACAGCACAGGAACAGGAUUAGCUGCUGAAAUCAUCGGUACAUUCGUUCUUGUCUACACCGUCUUCUCAGCCACUGACCCAAAGAGAAGCGCCAGAGAUUCUCAUAUCCCGGUUUUGGCACCUCUACCCAUUGGAUUUGCUGUGUUCAUGGUGCAUCUUGCAACUAUCCCCAUUACUGGAACUGGUAUUAACCCAGCUAGAAGUUUCGGAGCUGCUGUGAUUUACAACAAAAACAAAGCUUGGGAUGAUCAGUGGAUAUUCUGGGUGGGACCAUUCAUUGGAGCUGCCAUUGCUGCAUUUUACCAUCAGUUCAUUCUCAGGGCUGCAGCUGUUAAGGCUCUUGGGUCCUUCAGAAGCAAUGCCCACAACUAAAUUUCCCUUUCUGGCAGUGUUUUGUGAGAGAGAUGAAAAUUAAUGAAGGCAGGAGAGUGAGAAAGGCUUGAAGAGUGGAACUAUAGAUAUGAAUCAUUUGGAAAUGAGGAAGAAAAGGAAGGGCUUUAUUGAUUAAUUCUCUCUUCACUCCUUUGUGUUUUCAUUUCAAUUAGUUAUCUCUCUUUUGGUAAUUUAAUGUAUGUAUCUAUUUAUGUUGGUGUUGUGAUCUUUCAUUUUCCUACUUUAUUAAUGAAUUAUGAGUUCCAUCUAAUUUCAGAAAAUGAAAAGAGAUCUAUCUUUAUUGUCUA
Molecule: messenger RNA, 1273 nt
Organism: Papaver somniferum (opium poppy)
Lineage: Eukaryota; Viridiplantae; Streptophyta; Magnoliopsida; Ranunculales; Papaveraceae
Product: aquaporin PIP2-2-like
Exons: 4
Coding region: 105-965 (286 amino acids)
Biological process (GO): transmembrane transport
Cellular component (GO): plasma membrane
Molecular function (GO): water channel activity
Source: RefSeq, a predicted model, not a curated record